Physeter macrocephalus (sperm whale) is the source of this 2889-nucleotide messenger RNA. RefSeq names its product coiled-coil domain containing 9 (gene CCDC9). NCBI's taxonomy places the organism in Eukaryota, Metazoa, Chordata, Mammalia, Artiodactyla, Physeteridae. Bases 16 to 1917 code for a protein of 633 amino acids. The transcript is spliced from 14 exons. The record is from RefSeq and is a predicted model, not a curated record.
AGAGGAGCCCCCGUUAUGGGAGAGGAGGAGACAGAUUGGGUAGAGUCAUUGGCCUUAGUUCUGUUCCCUCUGACCUCAGGAACCCCGAGUGCUGUGUCCAGAUUCUGCAGGGAAGGUUUGCUGGGACCCUGGUCCCAUCCUGCCAGCGGAAUGUCGGCCACACUGGAUCUGAAAUCGAAGGAGGAGAAGGAUGCUGAGCUAGAUAAGAGGAUCGAGGCUCUUCGGCGGAAGAAUGAGGCCCUCAUCCGGCGCUACCAGGAGAUUGAGGAGGACCGUAAAAAAGCUGAACUCGAGGGAGUAGCGGUGACAGCUCCCCGGAAGGGCCGCUCAGUGGAGAAGGAGAAUGUGGCAACGGAAAUGGAGAAGAACCUGGGUCCCUCCCGGAGGUCUCCUGGGACCCCUCGGCCCCCAGGGGCCAGCAAGGGAGGCCGGAUCCCGCCUCAGCAUGGAGGCCGGGCAGGCAUGGGCCGGGCAGGCAUGGGCCGGGCAUCCCGCAGCUGGGAAGACAGUCCCGGGGAGCAGCCUCGAGGAGGAGCUGGGGGCCGCGGCCGGAGGGGUCGGGGCAGGGGUUCCCCUCAUCUCUCUGGAGCUGGAGAUGCCUCAACUGCCGACCGCAAAUCCAAGGAGUGGGAGGAGCGGCGCAAGCAGAACAUUGAGAAGAUGAACGAAGAGAUGGAGAAGAUUGCAGAGUACGAGCGCAACCAGCGGGAAGGCGUGCUGGAGCCCAACCCAGUGCGGAACUUCCUGGACGAUCCCCGGCGACGCAGCGGGCUCCUGGAGGAGCCUGAGCGGGACCGUCGGGAAGGCAGCCGCCGGCACGGGCGCAACUGGGGGGGCCCCGACUUCGAGCGUGUGCGUUGCGGCCUGGAGCAGGAGCGGCAGGGCCGCCGGGCUGGCCUGGGUGGCGCUGGGGACAUGACGCUCUCCAUGACGGGCCGAGAGCGGUCCGAGUACUUGCGCUGGAAGCAGGAGCGGGAGAAGAUCGACCAGGAGCGGCUGCAGCGGCACCGCAAGCCCACCGGCCAGUGGCGGAGGGAGUGGGAUGCUGAGAAGACUGAUGGCAUGUUCAAGGAUGGCCCAGCCGUGGCCCUGGAACCAUCCCACCGCUACGAUGACCAGGCCUGGGCCCGGCCUCCCAAGCCCCCCACUUUCAGGGAGUUCCUGUCCCAGCACAAAACUGAGGUCAGCCGCAGAAAGAGGAAGAGCGGCCGACCCCAGGCCAAGGCAGCCCCCCGUGCCUACAGUGACCACGAUGACCGCUGGGAGACGCAGGAGGCGGUGUCCGCAGCCCCUGAGCCCGCACAGCCCGCCACCCCUGAGGAGGCACCCUCGCAGCCGCCCGAGAGCCCGGCCCCUGCCCAUCGGCCUCCCGAGGACGAGGACGAGGGUGAGGAGGGCGAGGGCGAGGACGGGGAGGGCGAGGAGUGGGAAGACAUGAGCGAGGAUGCGGAGGAGGAGGAGAUCGAGGAGGAAGAAGAGGCUGACGAGGAGGGAGAAGAACCAGCCCACGACCACCGACCCCACGAGGCUGAGCCCAGCGGGAGCCCCAGUGGGAGCCCCAGCGGGAGCCCCACCGGGGAACGUGGUGACGAAGAGCCCGCUAGGCCGGAGAAGCACCUGCCGCUCCCCCAGGCCCCUGCCACGCCUUCCAGCCCCUUCUCGCCCACCGGGGGCCACCAGCCUGUGUCCGACUGGGGUGAAGAGAUGGAGCUGAAUUCUCCCCGGACCGCCCAUCCGGCUGACGCCCUCUCUCCGGGAGGUGACCAGCCAGCCCCUGCCUCCUUGAAGAGUGGGUCCAGCCUCCCAAGAACCCAGAAAGCUGAAGAGGAGGGGUCUGAGGCAGCUCCAGAGGCGGACCCUGAGGGCCAGGAGACAGCGGAGAUCACCGACUUCCAGAGGGCCUCCCCGAAUUCCUGAAGACGCUGCUGGGAGGGGACUGAAGCUUCCCCGCCUCGAUGGGGAGGGGGAGGCAGGAGGGGCUUAGUCUGGAUCUCCCGGCUGUGCUCUCCUCCCCGGAGCCCACUCUGGACCCCAUGGUUUUAGAGAGGGAGAAAUUGAGGGUGGUGGGGGAGGAGAUGGGGAGGGGGCGUGACUAGUGUGUGGGGCGGAUCUGGAGCUUCGGGGUGUGAGCUUAGACCUCAGGACACAAAGUUUGGAGAAGGAGGCAUGUCCCGUGAGGGGGCGUGGUUAGGGUGUCUGGGUGGGGCCAGAAUUCUGGUGUACGGAGUUAAACCAUGGGACGGAGGAUGUUAGAAUGUGGGACGGAACCACGAGAGCAGGUUUAGAUGGGAAUCCCUUAUGGCGGUGUGGGGCGCAGCCAGCGGCGGAGGGCGUGGUUUAGAAUGGGGUGCUCAAACUAGGGGAGAAAAGAGGUGGAGCCUGGACCGAAGAUGGGUGAGGGUAGGGAGAGAAGAGGGUGGGAUCGAAUGUUGGAGUUUAGCUUGGAGAAACGCAAGUUACAACUGGGGCGGGACUGCGGCUAAGGAAGGGCGGGACCUCAAAGGCCUGAGCUUGGCAAGGGAGUGGCGGAGCUAGAUGCCUGGAAGGAGUCUGAGUUCCGAAAGGGGACGGGGUUAGGGCGCAGGGAGGAGGACAGAAAAGGGAGAGCGGAGCUAAUCGCCGGGACGGGUAUAACAUCUGCCUGGUAAGCCUGGCGGGUGUCGGCUGGGCCGAGACCUACGUUUGAGAAAAAUCGAGGUAUUGCGUGCUUGGGGCGGGCCCAGAGCCCGUGGGGGCGGGGUCAGGACGCUGUGGUUAAGCCUUAGGUCGAUGAUGGUUGGCCAAAGGCUGAGGAGGGGGCGGGCUUACAACGCGGAGGAGGCCCGCCCGCGCGGGGGCGUGACCACGCCGGCGGGGGCGGGGUUGGACGAGGGAGGGUUAGAGCGCGAA